AUGAAUAAUCUUAAUCUGAAUACCUUCUAUGAGUUUUAUGAUCAUGAAUCUGAUAAAAACAAUGAUUUAUUUACUACAAAAAUACUUGAAUAUUUUGAUGUUCGUUAUACUCACAGCAACAAAUCAAUUAUAGAAGAAAAGAUUAACCAUUAUAUUCUUAGAAAUAGAACGAAAUUUUAUGAUGUAUGGAGAAAAUGUAAUAAAAAACAAAAAGAACAGCAAUUUGCCGAUAUUGUUGUUUUGACACAAGAAGAUUUUCACUCAUCUCCAUUUUCUGAUACUCCAAUAAGUAUCAAAAGACGAAGUCCAUCAUCAACGGCUAUAACAAUCUGUACAUCAUCAACAACAACAUUCUCUUAUCUCUCUUCACAAAUAUCUACUGUUGAUCUUUCUACUACAACAAAAAGACAACGUGAUUUUAGUGAAGUAUCAUCUUGUCAGAAACGAAGACGUUUAUCUGAUUAA
This is a messenger RNA of Rotaria sp. Silwood2, 465 nucleotides long. NCBI's taxonomy places the organism in Eukaryota, Metazoa, Rotifera, Eurotatoria, Philodinida, Philodinidae. The record is from the annotation of a GenBank genome assembly.